This is a messenger RNA of Coccomyxa subellipsoidea C-169, 3030 nucleotides long. RefSeq lists its product as hypothetical. The record is from RefSeq and is a predicted model, not a curated record. Lineage: Eukaryota; Viridiplantae; Chlorophyta; Trebouxiophyceae; Coccomyxaceae. Gene Ontology annotation, biological process: cytoskeleton-dependent cytokinesis. Gene Ontology annotation, cellular component: septin ring; cell division site; septin complex. Bases 11 to 2035 code for a protein of 674 amino acids. The transcript is spliced from 13 exons. Gene Ontology annotation, molecular function: GTP binding; GTPase activity; molecular adaptor activity.
AUUUGGCAGGAUGAUGAGCCCUGUAGAUCCAGAGGAAGAGCCGGUCUCGCCCAGGUCCGACUCCGGUGACUCCGCUCAAUGGUGUGUAGUGUCUCCAGAAGUGAAGUCACAGAACCCUCGGCGGCUGGCGCCACCUGUUGCAGUUUCAGGACACGAUGAUGCAGAGGAGAGACAUCUGGAUCUCCUCUCCGUUCCAGAUACGCCUCAUGUAGAUCUUGAGCAGGAUGAUGACCAUCUAGAGAGCUCCAAAUCAACACCAAAGUCUGCUGAAGCCCAAGAUGACGGAUCUGACGAGUCCCAGAAGCGCUGGAGCCAGGCUGAGAAGCUGCAAGAUGAUAUUCGCAAGGCCAGGGAGGCCAGUCCUCCCAAAAUGCGCUCCAAGUGCUACUUCAGAAUGCUUGUGGCGGGCGCUCCGGCAACCGGCAAGACAACCUUCAUCCAGAACCUGUCCAUGACGUACGGGCAAAACGAUGACAACGACUUCAGCUCGCCCUCCUUCAAGCGCACGAUGCAAUCCUCAAUGCAGCACUCCUCCAGCACCGGCGAGUUCCUGGAGAGCUUCAGCAUUGACCCCACCCGUGUGGAGGACUUCAUGGACUGGCCCGCCGACUUGUGCACGCGCGUGGACCUGUCAGACGAUUCUGCCAAAAUCGACUACCAAAUAUUUGUCCAGGACACCCCAGGGUUCCAGGCUGAAGGUCCGGAGACAGAGGCCAUCUUGGCUUUCAUCAACGACGGCAAUGUGGCCUACAUGAACCACGAGCAGGCUCAGCACCGCACAGGGCCCAUGUCAGAGUUUGAGGACACGCGGGUGGAUGUGUGCCUGUACUUCAUCACUCCCCACAACCUGCGCCCCGUGGACAUUGCAAUGAUGGAGCAAAUCGGCGAGCUUGUGCCUGUCAUCCCCGUCAUUGCCAAGGGAGACUCUAUGACAAGAUCAGAGCUGGACGACUUCCGUGCGCAUGUCAGCGAGGCUGUGCGCAUCGGCAUGCCUGGCUCGCCUGUGUACCAGUUCACCGCAGAAGACCUCACUAGCACAGGAUUGGAGGGCUCCACUCGAGUGUUUUCUGUCAUCAGCAGCUGCAUCGUGGACGCAUCGGUCGGCAGGCACUGGCCGGUGCGCAGCUACCCUUGGGGCACGGCCGAGGCGCUGCGCUCCAAGCACUCGGACGUGCUGGCGCUGCGGCGGCUGCUGUUUGAGCUCUCCUUCGACACCCUCAAGCGACGCACAGACGACCGCUACUACAAGUUCCGGGCCAACCGUCUCAGCGCUGCCACCGUGGCCUCUGAAGCAGAGGCAGCUGUGGAGGAGCCGGAUGAGGCCAAGAUCGUUGAGGAAGGCUCCAUCGAGACAGGUCUGGCUGCGCCCGCCAGCACUGGUGCCACCUCCCAAGCCAAGCCUGCAUCCAGUAGGAACAAGCGGCAAGCACCCUACAGCAGACCCCCUGACGCCAUGGAUAUCUUCAUCGCGCUCUUCAGCGGCAUCAUGUUCAUCUUUGCCAUCUACGGCGCGGUGGCCUUUGUGGCUCCUGGCCGUGCCUGGACCCCAUUCGCCGCUCCUGCUCUCUCCCCUGUCUCAUCAAACCAGACCCAGACGAAACCCUGCCUGAGCACGCUGGACCUGACAGAGCUGGAGUCGCCGGACAAGGCGCGGCUGCGGGAGGUCUGGGCGCUGCUGAGUCUAGCGCAGGCCGUGGGCGAGCAGCAGGACCCCUCUCUUUGCUCCCAGGAGCGCGGCGCCCUUGCUUACCAGGCGGGCAUGGCCAAGGCGGAGCUGGAAGCCGCGGAGAAGGCGCAGCGCAGCUUCAAGAAGCUCUCCCGCAGCGUGCGCGAGGCGCUGGCGGCCAAGGCGCUGCGCUGGCGCGCGGCCGCCGGCGGCCGGGCCGAGCAGCUCGGCGCGGCCGUCCGCGCCACCGCGCACCGCGUCGCGCAGAAGCUUCCCGUGCGGGGCGACGGCUCCGGCACCAUGGUCAUCGAUGUCAAGGCGCUCAAGCGCAUCGUCAUGCGCUGCGGCGUCAUGGGCUUCUGGAUCUAGGCUCACACCACAGCUAGGGCGCUGCCCUACAACUCUAAAUUGUGGGCAGCUACCCACAGCUUGGGCAAAACUGUGUGCCGCUUAGUGACGCGCCUGAAUCACUCGGUGGUGGGUCUGUGGGAGCAGCGGCCUUCCAAAGACCCGCUCGCAUGGGCAUCGUCUCCCGGUUGUCAAACGCAGCAUGGCAGUAGCGGCGCGUUUGAAUUGCAGUGUUUCUAGAAGAGGCGCGGCUCUUCGCGGAGCCUGACUCAUCCAAAGAACAAGCCUUGGGGAUGCAUUGUGGCAUGACAGCAGCGCCGCAUCGGCACUGCCAUGUGAAGGGCCAGUGUACGCAAUGUCAGCCUCUUUGAGAGGGCCAAAUGGCAGGGACACCCACGCACAAGUAAAGGAAGGAUCAAGCAAUGUGGGAUUUAAGGAGCCCGCUGUGUGGGGUUGGGUCGGGACUCCUUUCUGGGAGCGCCUCAUCAAGUCGGGGCGCUCCUGGCGUUGGCACCCAGCAGAGCUGGUGUGCUGCCUGUAUACUCAAACCUUCAGAUUCUCUUGUAUAGUGUAUUGGAACUUGUAGCUGGGGCAUUUUGUACAGAUGUAUUAUCGAAGCGGGUCCCGGGCCAGAGGGCCUCCUCUGGGCCUCCUCUUGUGUAUGAGCAAAGGGGACUACAUCUUCAAGAACACAAGACUGGCACAGACGUUGCCUCCACAUGGCCACACAAUGGGGAUCCUGGCUGCCCUGUAGAGAUCUGCUGGUUUUGCGGGGAAGACCACAGUAUCAUUGAAGAAGCAGAUGCACGUGCGUGGCUUCAUCUUGCCGCCAUGAAUGUUUAUGAGCAAGGCAGAGUGCCAUUUUUGAUAAUUUCGCAGCGCUGCCAGCAUGUGUACAUAAGCGUGUAUUUUUGCCAAUGUAAGUGUAGCCUUAUUGAAUGGCAGUGCAUGAAGUUUGGAUGCGUAUCAGCAUCCCACAGCUACAAGCAGAAUAGUCGUGUAAAGGCGUCAAUGCC